GCGCUGUGGAGCAAAGAUUUUAUGAGCGGGUCCACGUUCAUGUGAAGGGCACACUGUGGCCAAGUGAACAGCAGAAGUGUGCGUAAACUACUUACGGUAGGACGUUUUGCCAAAGUAGGAUGGUUUGUCAGACCACCGGUGGAUGCUGGUUUUCUCGCUGAACUACAGAAAAAAAUGGCAAUGCUUUCAGGGUUUGUCUUUAUAUUGCUGGUCCAAACUGUAAACCUUCAACUUACACCUCGAGGACCCAGGCCAAUACCGGGGCGAGGUGACAGUCCAGAGCCAACAAUACCUCCACUCUUACCUGAGCCCACGCCAAGACCUGAAGGCUGUGAAGCAGGUAUAAUCGACUGUCCCAUCAGGGUGUACUUCACUAUUGACACCUCAGAAACCGUUGCAUUGCAGGAGCCCCCACCUGGCAGCCUGGUGGAGAGUAUCAGAGAAUUCACAAAGAUCUUUGCCGAGAGGCUGGCUGAUGAGGAGUACAGGGGCCAUAUCCAGAUCACUUGGUCCAUAGGUGGGCUGCACUUCUCCCAGACACAGGUGGUCUUCAGCCAGCUCACAACCAGAGCGAACUUCAUCAGGAAUCUCGCUUCGAUCCGAUACCUGGGCAAAGGCACCUACAUCGACUGUGCCCUCAAAAACAUGACUCACCACAUGACCCAACAUUACACAGAGACGAAGGCGGUUCUCUUCGCUGUGGUCAUCACUGAUGGCUACGUGACAGGAAAUCCAUGUUCAGGGAUCAAGGUGAUGGCAGAAAAGGCCCGGGAUCAAGGGAUCCAGAUUUUCUCAGUAGCAGCGUCCAAGGAGAUCGACGAAUUUGGAAUGAGGGAGAUAGCGAACUCUCCGUACGAGCUGUUCCGUGACGACUACAUAGCGGUGGAAAUCGUUGAUGGGAAACCAAGACUGAGCACUAAAACCAUUGAUCGUAUCGUAAAAGCAAUGAAAUACCAAGCAUAUUUACAGUGUUACAAACCAAGAUGUUUUGAGAGUCCUGGGCGCCCUGGACUAAGAGGUCCCUCAGGUCCAAAAGGCACAAAAGGAGACACAGGCCCUCCAGGGCCAAAGGGUGAAAGAGGAAGACAGGGUGAUCCUGGCAUUGAAGGUCCAAUUGGACGACCUGGUCCAAAGGGAGAGCCUGGUUUAAGGGGUGACAAGGGUGAAAUUGGAUUAACUGGAGCAAAGGGUGUUGCAGGUUCAACUGGCAAGAAUGGAACUGAUGGGCAAAAGGGGAAAAUUGGACGAAUUGGAACUCCCGGUUGUAAAGGCGAUCCAGGCGACAAGGGACCAGAUGGCUACCCAGGAGAUGUUGGGGAAACUGGACCAUUAGUGACAAAGGAGAAAAGGGUGACAUGGGCCUUCCUGGAAAGCCAGGCCCCCCCAGGCCCUAAGGGUAAUCCAGGUCCAAAGGGUGAAAGAGGAAGCCAAGGAAAUCCAGGACAGCCUGGACAAAGAGGGAGUCCGGGGAGAAAGGGUUCACCUGGGGCAAAAGGCGAACAGGGGAGGAGAGGAAACCCGGGAGUAAAAGGAGCACAAGGAAACACUGGGCCAAAAGGGACAAAGGGAGAACGAGGCCCGGAGGGAAGCAGAGGUCGGCCUGGGGAAAAUGGACUCAAGGGCGCAAAGGGCGAACUGGGACUACCGGGACCGAGGGGUCAGCCAGGAGAACCAGGCACCUCUGGACGAAAUGGCACGAUGGGAGAUCCUGGAGAUUCAGGACCAAGGGGAGACACUGGGCCACUUGGACCAAAGGGUGACAGAGGAAGGCAAGGUUUCAGCUAUCCUGGAUCAAGGGGACCGCCUGGAGACAGGGGUGCACCAGGUAGGAGAGGACCCACAGGGAGCAGAGGUGACUGUGGCGCCAAAGGAGAAUCCGGAAAUAAAGGGCCUUCAGGAGCGCCUGGUGAACCAGGCCAGUCAGGGCCGCCAGGAGAAAGAGGGCCUAGAGGGGAACGUGGACCUGAUGGGGAUUCAGGACCAGCAGGCGAUUCUGGGCUCACUGAAUGUGAUGUCAUGAACUACAUCAGAGAGACGUGUGGUUGCUGCGACUGCGAGAAGCACUGUGGAGCUAUGGACAUUGUGUUUGUAAUUGAUAGCUCAGAGAGUGUCGGGCUGACAAACUUUACCCUGGAGAAGAACUUUGUUAUCAACACCAUCAACAGGCUGGGAUCUAUGGCGCCCGAACCUACAUCAACAACUGGCACGAGAGUUGGAGUUGUACAAUACAGUCACAAUGGGACCUUUGAGAGCAUUCGUCUCGAUGACCCAAACAUAAACUCCAUGACUGCAUUCAAAACUGCAGUGAAGAAUCUGAGGUGGAUUGCUGGGGGCACCUUCACCCCCUCUGCUCUGAAGUACGCCUAUGAUAACCUCAUCAGGGACAGCAAGAGAGCCCGAUCCAAAGUGUCCGUCGUCGUGGUCACAGACGGCCGCUUUGACCCUCGAGACGACGACAAUCAGCUCACAUACCUCUGCAACGACCCUGCUGUGGUGGUGAAUGCCAUCGGGAUAGGGGACAUGUUUGACACCAGACACGACAGCGAGACUCUGGUGUCAAUCGCGUGCAACAAGAAGGACCGGGCUACUGAGAUGAGGCGCUACAGCGACUUGGUGGCUGAUGAAUUCUUAGAAAAGAUGGAAACUGUCCUCUGUCCUGAUCCAGUUAUUAAGUGCCCUGAUCUCCCCUGUACAAGUGAACUUGACUUAGCUCCUUGUGUUGAGCGGCCUGUGGAUUUGGUAUUUCUAUUGGAUGGUUCAGAGCGUCUCGGGGAGAGAAACUUCCUCCUUGUUCGUGAAUUUGUUCAGAAGGUUGCAGACAGGCUGGGACUGGCCAGGACCAGGACCGAUCGAAAGCGAGCCCGUCUGGCACUGAUGGAGUUUGGCAAGGAGUCAGACAAUCGGGUGGCCUUCCCUCUAACACAUGACCUUGCCCAGAUUGUUAACAGCUUAACAGCUUUACAGUAUCUAGAUUCUUCUUCAAGCGUGGCGCCCGGCAUCAUACACGCCAUCAACAACAUCCUGGUUAGAGGAGGCGCCCGGCAAACGAGGCCCAAUGCAGAGAUUUCAUUCGUUUUCAUUACAGAUGGCGUCACUAACAGCGACAACCUGGACGAGGCGAUCAGUGCCAUGCGUCGUCACGAGGUGGUCUCCACGGUGAUUGCCACAGGAAGUGAUGUUGAUCAAGAAGUCCUAACAAAGCUGGCUAUGGGGGACCAGCACGCCAUCUUCAAAGCAGAAAAAUUCUCAGAUUUUUUAAGGUCCAGUAUGUUUGAUCGUUUCAUCCGGUGGGUGUGUUAGAGAGAGAAUGCUCCUGUGAGCCAAUACUGGUGCUACAGCUGUUCAUCCAGCGUUUUCAAGGAUAAUUACAAUUUAUUUCAACCUGAUAGUAUUUUACAUUAAUGUGGCUGUUGUGGCUCUAUUGAGGAAAGCAUCCUACAGUGAAACAAGACUGUGCUCUCUGCAGCUUUAUACUGGGUCAUAGUGCAGUCCUUUAUUUUACCCUCUGAGGAUAUCUCAGAUAUCUCUGAGGAUAUUCCCCAUCUUUGACACCAUGCAGAGCCAAGAGCCAAGUUCAUCCUCCACUUCGUUUAACACCUCACAUCUGUACUAAAGUUUAAAUAAAAACAAACCUGUGACAUGAUUUUGUUUUAACAGUUUGUAGAAAAUCAUCCCAACACUUUCAUUUUUGGAUGCAGAUGCAAUUAGCAACACGUCCACUCCAGGCAGCUAAAUUCUAAGCUUAGGUCAGAUGUUAAAGCAAAAGUUAAAAGACUACAUUUUCUGGAUAACCUCAGGAGCUUGCGCUUGUUUCCUCGAUAAAUUGGUUUUAUGUGACAGCUUGUAGAGCUGCAAUGGCCAAAUUGAUGGGGGAAAUACACAAGGUUGAAAUAAACUAGAUUUCUUCUUUAACCCAUAGACAGUAUAUAAAAGACAAACACAGGCACCCACUGUGUUUGAAAAGUGAAGCCAUGUGCCAUACAACUGAGGGUCUCUAGGUGCUGCCCGUGAACGUCGUUCUGUCAGUGAUUAAAGUAAUUCAUUGGCAGCUGCAGCUCAAGCAGAAUUUAUGGUCCUGCAGUGGUGAUGCGUUCAUUGUCCGGUGGCAAUCCAAGGAUGGCCCGUCUGCCUGUUGCCAGAUGGAGGCAAUGUGAAAAUAUGUGGUACAGCAGUCUGUGGGUCACUCUAGCUUGUGCUGCUGUUGGUACAUCAGCCAGCAGUGGAGAAAAGCGAAUUUAUAACAUACAAAGAGCUGAAGUGAAAAUGAGUGUUAAAAACAAUGAAAACUGUCCAAUGUCUGUGCUUUUCAUGUUGUAUCCUUUUCAUCUUUGAAGUUUUUUUAAUGGUUUUCCUGAACUCGCUGAACUCCGCUAGCAGUCCCUGCUCUAUUCUGGCCCACUUGUCUAUGAAUCAACAUUCGGCAGACGCUUGCAUCAUCUGCUUCUAGACACAUGCAGUCAGAAUGUUGGGAGGACUGCACUGGAGUGCGUCUGGGGUGGGUGAAAAAGAAACGUGUACACAGACGGACACAUUUACAGGACCAUAAAUUACACUUCAGGGUGUACAGGAGACACAAAAA
This is a messenger RNA of Oreochromis niloticus (Nile tilapia), 4579 nucleotides long. RefSeq names its product collagen alpha-2(VI) chain. Gene Ontology annotation, molecular function: extracellular matrix structural constituent conferring tensile strength. NCBI's taxonomy places the organism in Eukaryota, Metazoa, Chordata, Actinopteri, Cichliformes, Cichlidae. The record is from RefSeq and is a predicted model, not a curated record.